Peronospora matthiolae is the source of this 675-nucleotide messenger RNA. The record is from the annotation of a GenBank genome assembly. NCBI's taxonomy places the organism in Eukaryota, Oomycota, Peronosporomycetes, Peronosporales, Peronosporaceae.
AUGGUUAUUAAGCCCAUGCGAUGCGCGAGCAAGGCCGCCGAGAGCGCGUCCGCACGUCUCUGUGCGGACGCCGAAGCAGAAACAACAGCAACUUCUGCGGCACAGGAUGUGCCGCGUCGUACUGCUCAACCAGACCCAGUACGUCGAUCAUCAGUUGGGAGCGGGGCUCCCAAGAAUCCCAGGACGGGGGAUAGCCGCGCCACCGGACGAGAUAACUCGUCCGACGUCCGUUCACGUCGCGGUGGUUCAACAGCUGCUCAGCUAGAUAGCGCUGGCCACCGCGAGAGUCCUCUAAUGGAGGUGGAGGAGGAGGGAAGACGCUCUCCAAACUAUCGUGGGGAUCCGUGUGUUCCCGAGAGUUGCAUUGAUCGCGUAACGCAAGGGUUACGCGACGAUCUCGAACAUGAGCGGAAUAGGCGUCUCCAAAUGGCGGACACUGCCUCGAAGCAUCGAGCUGAGUUUGCCUUUGCUCAGCUUGAGAACGAGAGAUCUCUGACAUCUCUUCGUGACGAGCUAAGGGUAGCUUGUGUGGAUAUGGACCGGUCUCGGGAUGAGAUAACUGCUCUUCAGACCCUUGUCGAUGCCCACCAUCGGGAGCACAAGGCUCUCUGCGAGAUGCUUGAGCGCAAGGGCGUUCUUCAUCGGAAGAAACAGCGUACUGAUGGUACGGCUUAA